UUUUCUCUUGCACUCCACAGUAGAUCACUAUCCUUCCUAUCUUCAUCAACUUCUCAUUUCAUCAGUCAACAACCCCCCAUUACUUUCUCUCCUUUUUCUUGACACAUUCAAUAGCAAGAACAACAAUGGCUGACGCACUUGUAUCCCCAAUCUUGGAGCAGUUAACCACGAUCGUUGCUCGACAGGUACAAGAAGAGGUGAACCUAGUAGUGGGUGUGAAGAAACAAUGUGACAAGCUGAAAAGUAAUCUCCUUGAUAUCCAAUCUGUCCUUGAAGAAGCAGAUAGAAAACAAGUGAAGGAUAAGGCUGUAAGAGAUUGGGUAGACAAGCUCAAAGAUGCAUGUUAUGAUAUGGAUGACGUGCUAGAUGAAUGGAGCACUGCAAUUCUUAGAUGGAAAAUGGAGGAAGCUGAAGAAAAUACUCGCAGCCGACAGAAGAUACGGUGUUCCUUCCUGGGAUCUCCUUGCUUUUGUUUCAAUCAAGUGGUUCGACGUCGCGACAUUGCCCUGAAGAUCAAAGAAGUUAGUGAAAAAGUGGAUGACAUUGCCAAAGAGAGAGAUAAGUAUGGCUUUGAUCUGUACAGAGCCACUGAUGAACUCCAGCGACUAACAACUACCUCCUUUGUUGAUGAAUCAAGCGUGAUUGGUCGAGAUGGUGAAAAGAGAAAUGUUGUAAGUAAGUUGGUGGCUGAAAGUAGUCAAGAAGCACGGGACGUGGAUGUCUCAACAUUGAGAAAUUGUCCGAUGAGAUAUGCAGGUCAAUAUUCAAUAACUUGGCAUUCCACGAAAGACGCGAAGAUGAGCGCGAAGGAUUGACAGAUAUCAGCGAUAAAAUUGCAAACAAGUGCAACAAGAGAAGAGUGGCAACGUGUUUUUUCUAGCGAACUGUGGAGGCCAGAUGAGGUUGAUAGAGAUCAGGUUGAAAGACGAAUAUUUAUACCUUUGCUUUUGAGUUACUACGAUUUACCUUCUGUGGUAAGACAAUGUUUCUUGUAUUGUGCCAUGUUUCCAAAAGACUUCGAGAUGGUCAAAGAUGAAUUGGUGAAGAUGUGGAUAGCUGAAGGUUACCUCAAGGAGACUUCAGGUGGAGAUAUGGAGCUUGUAGGAGAGCAGUACUUUCAAGUCUUAGCAGCGCGCUCUUUCUUCCAAGAUUUUAAGAGGGAUCGGUUUGAAGGAAUGAAAUUCAAGAUGCAUGAUAUAGUGCAUGAAUUUUCCCGAUAUAUGACAAAAAAUGAAUGUCUAACCAUGGAUGUCAGUAAUCUUGGAGAAUCAACAGUCGAGACUUCAAUUGAAAGGGUUCGUCACUUAAGCUUGAUGCUGUAAGAGGAGAACUCUUUUCCCGUGUCCAUUCACAAAGCAAAAGGUCUUCGCAGCCUCUUGAUCGACACUAGAGACCCUUCGCUUGGAGCUGCACUGCCUGAUUUGUUCAAGCAGUUGACAUGCACCAGGCAUUGAAUUUGUCAGGGUCUUCAAUCAAAGAAAUACCAAACGAGGUAGGGAAAUUGAUACAUUUGAGGCACCUCAAUCUGGAAUUUUGUGGAGAGUUGGGGUCCCUGCCAGAAACCAUGUGUGAUUUAUGCAAUCUGCAAUCCCUAGACGUUGCUUGGUGUCGUUCUCUCAGGGAAUUGCCCAAGGCGAUUGGAAAACUUAUCAAAUUGAGGCAUCUCUGGAUUAAUGGUUCAGGAGUGGCCUUCAUACCAAAGGGAAUAGAGAGGAUAACAUGUCUUCGAACAUUAGAUAAGUUUAUUGUGUGUGGUGGUGGUGAGAAUGAAAGUAAAGCAGCUAAUCUAAGAGAAUUAAAAAACUUAAAUCACAUUGGAGGGAGUCUUGAGAUACGGAACCUACGGGGAGGU
Messenger RNA from Populus euphratica (Euphrates poplar), 1852 nucleotides. Its product is annotated as putative disease resistance protein RGA4. The coding region runs from base 126 to 815 and encodes 229 amino acids. Lineage: Eukaryota; Viridiplantae; Streptophyta; Magnoliopsida; Malpighiales; Salicaceae. The record is from RefSeq and is a predicted model, not a curated record. The transcript is spliced from 2 exons.